Messenger RNA from Musa acuminata AAA Group (dessert banana), 3004 nucleotides. Its product is annotated as exocyst complex component SEC15A-like. The transcript has 2 exons. Gene Ontology annotation, biological process: intracellular protein transport; exocytosis; Golgi to plasma membrane transport. Bases 461 to 2830 code for a protein of 789 amino acids. Lineage: Eukaryota; Viridiplantae; Streptophyta; Magnoliopsida; Zingiberales; Musaceae. The record is from RefSeq and is a predicted model, not a curated record. Gene Ontology annotation, cellular component: exocyst; membrane.
CAAAUGUACUCCUGGAUAGUCAUGGCGGACUGCAGGAAUGGGAGAAGAAACGACAACGUUAACAGGACACCGGGAGGAUACUAUGUGGAUUGCUUUACUAUUAUCAAGGCACCGAAAAGAUUAGUUUAGGGAGAUCGCAACGAGGGAGGGGGGAGCAAAGAUACCCUCGCUUUCCCCGUUUCCUAUGAAGCCCUAGCCAAAAGGAAGCAUUCCGAGGUUCCUUUUUCCUUGCUUUUGCGUGUGAUUCUCAAGGGGCGCCUGCCUUGUGAUUCCUGUCCUCGGCGUUUCCGCGCAAAAAGGUGCUGCCUUUGGGUAUGUUUGCUUGUGGUUUUGCUGCGUUCUUGAUGUGCCUGUUCAGUGGAUUUACAAGCCCAUUUGUCUCUUCAAGAGAGAACCCUGCAUUGUGAUUCUUGUUUCUCUGCGUUUACGGGAAAAAGGAGCUGCCUUUCGAUUUGGGGUAAUGAUGCACGCUCCAUCCAAUAAGAGAACUGCAGCAGAAAACGGGGAUGGAGGGAUUGAUGUGGUCCUCAUGCGGUCGCUCGGAAAUGGGGAGGAUUUAGGCCCCAUUGUUAGGUAUGCUUUUGAGUGUGGAAAACCUGAGGCCCUCUUGCACCAACUCAGGAAUGUUGUUAGGAAGAAGGAAGUGGAGAUUGAAGAACUGUGCAAACUUCAUUACGAUGAAUUCAUCCUUGCAGUUGAUGAGUUACGGGGUGUGUUGGUUGAUGCUUAUGAUCUCAAGAGCUCUCUAUCAAGUGAGAAUUUACGGCUACAAGAGGUGGCAAGUGCACUUCUGUUGAAGCUCGAUGAGCUCCUUGAGUUGUACUUGAUUAAGAAAAAUGUCACAGAGGCCAUACAAACGUUGAAGGUAUGUGUGCAGGUCUCAAAACUAUGCUUGGCUUGCAACAUGCAUGUUGCAAACAAUCGGUUCUACCCUGCACUGAAGAUCUUGGACUUGAUCGAGAAAGAUUACCUACAAAACACUCCACUUAAGGCCCUGAGGAAGGUGAUUGACAAGCAAAUACCUGCAAUUAAGCUGCACAUAGAGAAAAAAGUGUGCAGUGAGUUCAAUGAUUGGCUUCUUCACAUAAGGAGCAUAGCAAAGGAGAUUGGGCAGUUGGGUAUAGGACAGGCUGCUUCGGCCCGUCAAGGGGAUGAGGAAAAGCGGGCUCACCAGAGGGAAGCUGAAGAGCAGAGUCGAUCUGGUGUUAAUCCUGUGUAUGCAUUGGACUGUGAGAAUAUUGAUGAAGAUUCAGUGCUAGAGUUUGACCUGGCUCCUUUAUAUCGUUCGCACCAUAUACACACAUGCUUGGGCAUCCAAGAAAAAUUUUGUGAGUACUAUUACAAUAACCGGCUAAUGCAGCUGAAUUUAGACCUGCAGAUCUCGUCAGCACUGCCCUUCCUUGAAUCUCAUCAACCCUUCUUUGCACAGAUUGCUGGGUUUUUCAUCGUGGAAGCUCAAGUUCUGCGAACUUCUAGGGGGUUGUUGUCGGAGAGUCAGGUGGAGAGUUUAUGGGAUUCAGCUAUGUCAAAGAUGAAAUCUGUUCUAGAGGAUCAGUUCUCUCAUACGAACACAGCAAACCACCUUCUACUCAUCAAAGACUUUGUUACUCUUUUUGGUGCCACUCUUUUGCGUCAUGGGUACCAGGUAACACCUUUGCUUGAGGUUCUUGAUAACAGCAGAGACAAGUACCAUGAACUUCUCCUUAGUGAAUGCCGCAAGCAAAUAGGAGACAUCCUCGCAAGUGAUACGUUUGAACAGAUGGUGAUAAAGAAAGAGUAUGAGUACAAUAUGAAUGUGGUGUCAUUUCAUCUUCAGUCCUCGGAUACAGUGCCAGCUUUUCCAUUUAUUGCACCAUUCUCUUCCUCUGUUCCAGAUGCAUGUCGUGUAGUGCGUUCCUUUAUUGAGGACUCAGUUAGCUAUCUAUCAUAUGGAGGUCAUAUCAACUUUUAUGAUGUUCUAAAGAAAUAUCUCGACAAGCUUAUGAUUGAUGUGCUGAAUGAAGCUCUGUUGAGCAUGAUCCAUACUGGUAAUUUAGGUGUAUCACAGGCAAUGCAAAUUGCAGCCAACAUAGCUGUUCUUGAGCACACUUGUGAUCUUUUCCUGUGGCAGGCUGCCCAACUUUGCUCAGUCCCAUUACACUUAGUUGAGAGGCCUCAUGCUGGAUUGACUGCUAAGGCUGUUUUUAAGGCAUCGCAGAAUGCUGCCUAUAAUGCAUUGUUGAAUGUGGUUGAUUCUAAGUUGGAUGAGUACCUUGCCCUCAUGAACAGCAUCAAUUGGACAGCUGAUGAAGCCCCCGAACAUGCAAAUGAUUACAUUCAUGAAGUUGUUAUUUAUCUUGACUUAUUGAUCUCUACUGCUCAGCAGAUUUUGCCUUUAGAUGCUCUUUACAAAGUUGGGGUUGGUGCAUUGCAUCAUAUUUCUGAUUCGAUUGUGGCAACUUUUCUUAGUGAGAGUUUAAAGAGGUUCAACCUCAAUGCCAUCAUUGGCAUUGACAAUGAUCUGAAAAUGUUAGAAGCCUUUGCAGAUGAAAGAUUUCAAAGCACAGGUCUGAGCGAUUUAAAGAGGGAUUGCAUUUUCAGAGAUUGUUUAGUAGAAUCGAGGCAGUUGGUGAACCUUUUACUGAGCAAUCAGCCUGAUGAUUUCGUGGAUCCUGUUAUAAGAGAGAAAGAUUAUGGUGCUCUGGACUACAAGAAGGUUGCAACUAUCUGUGAAAAGUUAAAGGAUUCACCAGAUAGGUUGUUUGGGAGCCUUUCUAACCGGAAUGCAAAGCAAAAUUCUCGGAAGAAGUCAAUGGACACGUUGAAAAGGAGGCUGAAAGAUUUCAGUUGAAUUGAUCAUGCGGUCGGGAUAUGUCAUCAUGUUAUGGAUUUAUAGACUCCCUGUAGAACUUUUUUUUUUUUUUCGUUUCUUGAAUGUUGUGAUUAUCUACUUAAUUCAAGUUCAAUCAUUCAGAACCUCCAUUAAGUUACCAUAAGAAAUUAGUAUGCAACACAUUAGUUUCAA